Molecule: messenger RNA, 2471 nt
Organism: Heterocephalus glaber (naked mole-rat)
Lineage: Eukaryota; Metazoa; Chordata; Mammalia; Rodentia; Bathyergidae
Gene: Gng8
Product: G protein subunit gamma 8
Biological process (GO): G protein-coupled receptor signaling pathway
Cellular component (GO): heterotrimeric G-protein complex
Molecular function (GO): G-protein beta-subunit binding
Source: RefSeq, a predicted model, not a curated record
CGGGUGGCGGCUCACGGGCCACGGGCGCCGCCGUGUGGCCGGCAGGGAGGUCGGGAGGAGCCCGAGGGCUGCGAGCGGUGUGAAGGAGAGUGAGGCAGACGCGUGGGGGCCGCGGGUGACACGUGGAGGUGCUGUGCGACGCCGACGCCGGGAGGCCGUGUGGCUGUGCGGCCGAGAGGGAUGAGUGACAGGGCGGGACUGAAGGGUCUGGACGUGCGAGUUAGGUGUCGGUGACCGUGUGACACUGAGGUCGGGAGUUCCUGUGACACUGCAGGGAUACUGCAGGGACCCUGUGUGGCAGUGGGGGAUCCUGUGUGAUUGGGUCUGGGAGAGAUGCAAUUUGGGGACUCUGACACUGAGAGAACAUAUUUGGAGAGACUGAGUGUGACGCUGUAUGUGAAGGGCAGGGGACAAGAGUGCCACGUGUGUCACGAGGCAGGGCGAGCUGGGCUGGGGUCCACCAAGUGACAGUAUAAGCAGGCAGCGUGAGCAAGGAGGGGACCUGGGUGUGGCAGAUUGAGAGCGAGACUGUGCGUGUCGGCCACACCGAGGGGCCGUGGACUACGCGUGGCACAGCUCGUGCGUGAUGCUCAGAGACGGGCUCAGGGAUUGACGGCUGGUUGUAGGCCACUGGGUGAGUGUGUGCAGUGCUGGAGAUGGCUGUGUGAGAACUCGUGAGACAGCAAACGACUGUGACAGCCAUGUGUGACACACACGGAAGCUCAGCAGUGUGUGUGAAACGCUGAGGUUGUGCGGAAUUCUAUGAGACACUGAGGCAUCGUGUGUAAGAUUGAGGCCUUGCACAGGAAGAUAUGAAUCUAUUCAUGUGCACUGGACAGGUGGCGUGUCACUGUGUGGGACACUGAGAAAUGUGUGUCAGACUGCGGGAGAGGUUUAAAUUGCACACCUGUCUGUGUGACAUUUUGAGAAAUUGACGUAGUCUGUGGCGAGAGAUGAUGACUGUGUGUGGCAUUUGGGAAAAACUUGUGAGGUUGUGUUGACACAGGUUGUUCAUGAAAGUGGCAUUCCCGUGUGCCAUCGCGAUGGUGUGCCUGUCCGUGUGGAGGACUUGGAGCAUGAGUGUGUGUGCUGCUGACAGGGCCAUGCUGAUGGGCUAGCACUAAGGUGGCGAGUGUGACCGAACUGACAGGUGAGAGUACGUGUGAUGCAGUAAGAGGCAGUGUGGGACCCACAGGAGGGGCUUGUGUGACUGUGGAAUAAAUGCGGUCCCUAGAGGGACCGUCUUCCUGUGAGGGUGAGAGACAGCCUAAGAAAACAGGAGCGACCAAAACACAGGAGAGAGACAAAGAGGAACAGACCGACUUAGGACGGGGGAGAGAUCCGGGGCUGCCUCCCUACAGCCAUCCUAGCCGUGAGCAGCAACAGGUAGGAGGCUCUGGUUCCGGUCCGGACAGUCCGUUCCAGCGCCACCGUCGGUCCGCCUGGGAAUGAAUGACCAUGUCCAACAACAUGGCCAAGAUCGCCGAGGCCCGAAAGACGGUGGAACAGCUGAAGCUGGAAGUGAACAUCGACCGCAUGAAGGUGUCGCAGGCGGCGGCGGAGCUCCUGGCUUUCUGCGAGACGCACGCCAAAGACGACCCCCUGGUGACUCCGGUACCCGCCGCUGAGAAUCCUUUCCGAGACAAGCGCCUCUUUUGCGUCCUCCUGUGAGCCCUCCCGACGGCUUACCCUCCCCUGCCAAAGUACGAGUCCAAUAAAUUUAGUGACUGUGGUAGUGCCUGUGCUUUGGGAAAAGUGAGGCAUACGCUGAGCUUGGGACUACUCGAGGGAACCUGUGUUCCUUCUUGCUUCUGCGUAUGUGUGGAACGUGGGCUGCAUGGAUGUCGAGACACCGCUAUUAAAGCCUUGGAAGAAACUGUCCUUCACCGAGGACCCAACGAUCUGAUCCUGAAUUUAUUUAAAAAUUGUCCCAGUGGCCCCAGAGAACACUGCAUGAUACUCGUGUUACAGAUGAGGACACUGAGCCUCAAAGUCACAGAGCUCGGAGAUAAUGACGUCGGUGUGAGGACUGUGGACCCCAGGCUCCCCUGACUGGGCCUGCUCCUCCCUGAAGGCCCAGACUCAGGCCGCACCUUUCAUAGCCAGCCCCCUCCCAGCUGCUGUCCUCAGGCAGCAGCCUUUUCCUCUGUUCACUCCUGAGCAACUGCUCCGUGACCAGCGCUGUGCUGGUUGAAGCUGGACACGUGGCUGUGACCUAGAGAGCCCUGGUCCUGCCCUCCUGGGGCGGAGGGUCUGGUGGGAAUGGCAGACAUGUCCCUAGAUAGAGAUGUUGGAGAGCCUGACCCAGCUAGGGGGACAGGAAGGACUUCCUGGAGGAGGAGACAUCUGGACCGGGACCUGGUGAUGAUAAAACUUGGGAGCCUGAAGCACGGAGAGCUUGGCUAGAGGAGUCCUGGGCAAUUUAACAAGACACUGUCUCAAAAGAUUAAGAAAGGGGCCGGGGAUUUAGC